Molecule: messenger RNA, 318 nt
Organism: Loa loa (African eye worm)
Lineage: Eukaryota; Metazoa; Nematoda; Chromadorea; Rhabditida; Onchocercidae
Exons: 2
Coding region: 1-318 (105 amino acids)
Source: RefSeq, a predicted model, not a curated record
AUGGAAAAAGAAGUGAAGGCGGUAGAAAAUGAACAAAAAUAUGGAAGAAUUUGUGUUGGUCCACGUAAAUCAGCAGGUGUAUUAAGUUGGCCUGGAAUGAUAUCUAAACGGUUAGGACAGGAGAGAAUAUCAGAAAGAUGGAUAAGUGUUUUCUGCACAUUUGCUAAUUGCUUGCGUCCUGAUGCAACGACAGCAGCGACAUUAAGCAGGAGGGUAGGAGGACGCAUGCAAUCUGAUGUGAAGAAACACCCUUGGGGCUCACAGUUCAAUUUACAUUAUUCACAAACACAGACAUACCGUCCCAUCAAACUACAAUAG